AUGGCCCAGUACACAAUCGGCUGGAGGUGGGAGGAGCGGCGGGCAGGGGGCUGCGCGGAGCGGCCGGGCGCUGCCCGCCUCCGGCGACUGCUGCUGCUGCUCGUCCUGCUGCCCGGGGCCCGCGCGCAGCACGGUACCAAACAACAGCAAAUAAAUGUUGCCCCCUCUACAAAGUCUUUUGACAACUGGAGAUCUAGAUUAUCACCAACAUGGCCUUCCAUGGAUAUUAAGUCCUCCUCAGUGGCUGACAUUUCGAUGGGACAGACCCGGGAGAAUGCAAACUUGCUUCAGAUGAUAAAAACAACACUCACUGGCACACGUACCAGAAUUAUGGAUCAAACCAAUUUUUCACCAGCUCUUUACCAGGGCAGUGGUAAUAGUGCAUCCCAGGAACCUGCUGAAGUUUCAGCUGAAUCACCAUUUAGACCAUCAUCUCAAGAUGCAGAUGAAAAAGCUGCUGUAUCAGGUUUGCCUCAACUCAGUAUGUUUGCCACAUUGUCCACAACACCAUCAGUGACACAUUCAACUACGGCUGUGCCAUCUCAGCUAAUAUCAUUAGAUACACCCUCCAUUUCAAAAGAAAGCACACCAGGAUCAGACAUUCCUCCAACUGUUCCAUCACCAUCAUUUUCUUCAUUGGCAAUACAAUCACCUCAUACCAUUAUCUUUGCUAAGUCUACUGUGCUACCCACCAAAGUGCCUUUAUCCACAGACACUGAAAGUUCCAUCAGCAAAGAUUCAAGUAGUUCUCAUGUUAGUGCAAGCAGGGGCAACUCACUAAGUGUGGGCACUGCUGUAAAUCCCAGCACAGUGAAUCACACAUUAUCAAGAAAAGGGCCCAGACUGCUUACAGGUACAACAUCUCUUAAUAUCUUUGGAUCAAUGAUGGUGCAUUCGACAAAGACACUGGCAAGAGAGUCACCCUUAGAAAGUACUGCCUUCUUAUCUUUACACACUUCUGCUCCUCUAUCAGUAAUGUUAUAUCCAUCCUCCCAACCAGUAGCUUCCAAAAGUGCAUCGUGGCUUCCUAUUGAAAGAAUGUCCUUGUCACAUUCAAGAGAUGAUGUGUUGUCUUCUGGAGAAAGUCUUUCCAAUCAGCCAUUCAAAGCAGUGGUGACUGACAAAGAGAAUUAUAUCAGUCCAUCUGUGUCACCAGAAGCCUUUAAGAAUAAAUCAGAAAUUUACAUGAAUAAUACUUUAUUCCUCCAUACUAUGGAUCUUCUACACACAUUACUGAAAGUGACAAGUCAUCAGUCUUCCUCAGCAUUGACUAAUGACAUGCUAGGUUCUCUCAAGCCAGUAUUUCUAUCACCAGCUUCUGUGAGUCCAUUGGGAGUCUCCCAUUCAACAGAAAAUAAGUCGUCCUUCACAAUGCCAAAAACAUUUUUUACAGAUGCACUAAACACUAGCAAUGCAGUAGUUCCAGCACCAGCAAAUGAAUCAGAUUUUCUUGUUAAAAAUGCCACACUCCCCUAUUCAACAGAUACAAUGACUUCCUUAAUAACUGAGGCAAAUCAGACCUCUAAUAUUACAGCACUUAUUAACAAUGCUACAAAUUAUGAGAACACAUUGAUGUUUUCACUAGUAAAUAUUUCAUUACCUCAUUCAACAAUGUCAGCCAAUCAGGUUUUUUCAAAGGAGGUAACUCAGGCAGCUCCUGAAGCUAAUGCCAUGCUACCAACUGAGUUUGAACCACCACAACUUUCUGAUGGUUCUUCAGGGAGAGCAGCAGCCUAUCGAUCUUUUACAAGAGAUACUGUAGCCAAAAUAUACACCAACAUGAAAGCUAACCAUGUCCUGCCAUAUGAUUCUCAAUACUCCAGACCUCCUUCAGCAUCGCCUGCCAGCGAACACACCGCAGGGACAACAACGCCUGAAAGAAUUUUGCAAACAGAAAGCACGAGUCCUGUUACACCUGUUACAUCAUUGGCCACUUCUGCUGCAGGCUUUUCAAAAUUUAUACAUGCUAUCAUAAAUACAUCUGCUCUUCAUAAUUCUAAAACUUCACAGGUUUCAAGUCCUAAUGGACAAAGUCUGGCAGAUUUAAUAGAUAAUGAAGAAAGCAAUGUGGAAGCAUCUACCAUUGUCACUCCACGUACAGGAUAUUUACAUCUACCACCCUUAAAUAAAUCUGAAGUUACCAGUGGUCAGUUUUCAAAUGCAAGUUAUUCAAAUCCAUUUACUCCUAUUGUGUCCUCAGAACUCUAUAAAUUGUCGCCAUAUGUUCCAGUGACAGAAACUACACUCAGCAAAGCCUCAACCGUCUCUAUUUCAAUUGCUGUCCCAGAAAACAGUUUAGAUAUUACAAAAUCUCCAAAAGCCUCAGCUUUAGCUUCUAAAUGGUCCCUUACAGCCUUGAUUUCUAGUGGUUCUUCAACAAAAGAAGCAGCCAAAAUGGCAAUAACAGAAGUUAUUCCAAGCACUUCUUCAUUAGAAACUGAUUAUCAUGGCAUAGAUUCAGCAAUCUCACAUCUACAACAGCAAAUAAAUAAUAUUAGGAGCAAACAAACAACCCUCUCUCUGACUUCAGCAAUCUAUACCUCUGCAACAUUGACUCAUAAUUCUUCAGUUUCACCUGUUAUUGGAAUUAAGACUAAAAAUUUCACAAACUUUAACCUGUAUUCAUCUGCUUUGGAAAUGUCUACUGUUCAAUAUUCAUCCCCUUCCCCCACUACGGUAAUACCUGCAGCUCAGUCAGAAAAGCAUAUCAACACACCUCAAAAUGUCACUAAAUUGUUUACCAGCAGGGAUGUUAAUUUCACCUCAAAAUCUGAAACAUCAGUGCAUGUGUUUGUGCCAGCAGCUAAGGAUUUUGCAGCUAAUGAUACGAGCACUGUUUCUAGCAUGCUGAGUUCUGAUACAGCUAAUGCUCAAAAAGUCUCUUCAACAAAUACUUUAUAUUCAACACCAUCUGAACUCGGACUGGCUUCUCAAUUUACUGGCAACUGGACUGUUUCAUCUGAUAAUGAAAUAGUUAUCAGUGAUACACAACCAACAGUUUCUCCCUCUCUAGUAGUCAAAUCAUCCUCAAGCUCAGCAUUGAUAUCGAGUCUUAUUACAGAAGAAUACAUGACUCCUGGAAAUCAGAGGGACUUUACAAAUAGCUCUGUUUCAGAACCAUCUAGCCAGUUGACGACUAUUGUCCAAAAUCCAACUAUAUUAGUUCCUGUACCUAAUGAAGUUACUGAGGGCACCCCAUUGCAAACACCUACCACCAAUGCUUUGCAGUCAAUCAUCAUAACUUCUGUCCAUGAAUCACCAACACCACUAACUUCUGCUUUUUUGUCAACAACCAACUUUACCCAUUCUGUCAUUUCAGUGUUAUCUUCAGUGUCUCCUGGUGCAAUACCUACAGUAGGAACUUCAGAAGCAAAACCAUUUACAGGAGAAUCAGCUCCAACUUCAUCAGUGCCAACUUCAUCCUUGUUUUCUCUAGGCACUGAAAACACACCCCUGCCAUCUGUGAUGGCAUUAAGCACACUGAUAUCAACACUUGCAAAAAACAACACUGCCACAAAAAUGACAUCGAUUCUAAACUCAGUAGCAACACACACAGGCUUUCCAUUUGCACCAAGAAACACAUCUAUGUCACCCCCACGCACUGCUACUAUAUUUCUAACCUCUAAAGUUAGCAGAGUCACAGGUUCCACACUAGCAUCCACAACACAUGCACCAAGACAGAUAGAAACAACAGUACCUAACACCAUGAAAAUCACAAGCUCAGAAAUCACCAAAACAUCAACUCCCUACCCACUGACAAUUACAGCAGCUUUGACAUCUGUUACAGCAUCAGCGAAAACAACUAGGCUUCCUCCUACUCCAGUGGAAAGCACUUCUGCUGCUCCUGCAACUUCAAGCGCAACUUUCGCUAACACGACUGCAGUUCCUGCCUUGGAAUGCCAGCAGUCCAGGAACCUUAUGGUUAAAACAGUUCUGCUUCUGAACACAAGAAGGCUGCUGAUCAGCGAUUCCUUAAAAGAGAAUGUGACAAAAGGACUCACCCUGGUCUUGCGACAGGCUUUCAACCAAAAUGUCAAUGCUCAAGUUGAAAUUCUGGAACAAUCAAAUAACGUGACAGUUGGUUACUACGUUACACAGGGGAGGUUGGUUUUUAUACCUGCUGCAGUUAUUGAAAUGCUUAUUGCUUAUGGUGUUAGCAAUGCCACAGCGGACAUAAAGCAGCAUGUGCCAAAUCUUCAGUCUGUUGCUGUACUGGCUUUGCCAUGGAAUCCAUUGCCUGCCUACCACCUCCAGCUGAAAACAGAGCUGCAGUUUGUGGGUCAAACAGACAAUAUACAGUCAUGCAAGUUUGUUCAGACUAUGGAGCAGCGGUUACAGAGAGCAUUCCAGGAUGCUGAAAGGAAGGUCUUAAACACCAGCAACAACUUAACAGUUCAGAUUUUGAACACUUCAAAUAUUUCCCAGGGUGUCACUUUAUUUUAUGUGGUGAGCAAUCAAAGCACAACUCUAAAUGGCACCGUUUCCAGCAACCUGCUUAAUCAGCUCUCAGCUGAACUGGUGGGAUUCUAUCUUACCUACCCACCUCUGACUAUUGCCGAAUCUUUGGAGUAUCCAAACCUUGAUGUCUCAGAAUCAACUAGAGACUACUGGGUGAUUACAGUUAUACAAGGGGUUGACAUUACAUUAUUGGGAUUGAACAACCAGAGCUUUGCAAGACUGAUGGAGCAGCGUCUGGCCCCACUUUUCAUGAUGUCCCAUCAACAAGGAAGACGAUUUAAACGUGCUACUACAGUGGGCAGCUACACUGUGCAGAUGGUAAAAAUGCAGCGUAUUCCAGGUCCCAAGGAGCCUGCUGAACUGACUUACUAUACUUUAUACAAUGGAAAACCGUUGCUGGGCACUGCAGCUGCCAAAAUUCUGAGCACUGUUGAUUCACAAAGGAUGGCCUUGACAUUAGGUUAUGUCAUCCAAGUACAAGCUGAUCCUGUGGUGAAAAACCCACCCAACAACUUGUGGAUCAUUGCGGCUGUGUUGGCUCCUAUUGCUGUGGUUACAGUUAUCAUUAUCAUCAUCACAGCAGUUCUGUGUAGGAAGAACAAGAAUGACUUCAAGCCAGACACCAUGAUGAAUCUGCCUCAAAGAGCUAAACCUGUGCAAGGCUUUGACUAUGCCAAGCAACAUUUAGGUCAGCAGGGAGCUGAAGAUGAGGUUUUGCCUGUAACUCAGGAGACUGUAGUGCUACCACUUCCAGUUAGAGAUGCACCUGCCUCUCAGGAAAGAGAAAUUACUCAAGAUGGAAGCACCAUUAAAACUGCCAAGUCCAAUGAAACAAGGAAAAGCAGGUCGCCUAGUCAGAACGGUUCUGUCAUCACCAACGAAUCAGGAAAGCCCAGCUCAGGCAGAAGCUCUCCACAGAAAGUAAUGGCACAGCAGAAAGUGACAAAAGAUGAGGGAAGAAAAAGAAAUGGUUUUAAAUCCUCAAAGAAAAUUGUGCCCAUAAGUGAUGAAGAGGAAGGAGGCAUUCUCUUUGAUAACAGCAUUGCUAAAUCUGCCAUUGAUCCCUUCGACACAUCUUCUGGAUCUGUACAACUGAUCGCUAUAAAACCUGUGGCAUUGCCUCCUGUCCAUGCUGCAUCAGAUAGGAGCCAGGAAUCUGCCAUUAUUAAUGGGGAGGUGAACAAAGCCUUGAAGCAGAAGUCUGACAUAGAACAUUAUCGCAACAAGCUGCGCUUGAAAGCCAAGAGGAAAGGGUACUAUGAUUUUCCUCAGGUUGAUAACAGUAAGGGACUGACGGAAAGAAGAAAGAUGUAUGAAAAACCUCAAAAAGAAAUAGAUCAUGGUUUGGAUCCAGAAAUAGAUGCAUCUUCUCCAUUUGCAGAGCCUAAAAACAGGCAACAGAUGAAGAAUUCUGUGUAUAGAAGCAGGCAGUCUCUGAACAGUCCUAGCCCAGGAGAAACUGAAAUGGAUCUUCUAGUUACUCGGGAGAGACCACGGCGUGGAAUUCGCAACAGUGGAUAUGAUACUGAACCUGAAAUUAUAGAAGAAACAAAUGUUGACCGAGUCAAUGAGCCUCGAAAUUAUACUAGAUCUCGCCAGGCUAAAGGCCAUUCAGAGACAUCAACUUUAAGUUCUCAGCCAUCUAUUGAUGAAGUUAGACAGCAGAUGCAUAUGCUAUUGGAAGAGGCAUUCAGUCUAGCCUCUGCAGGCCAUGGAGGACAGAACAGACAACAAGAUGCAUACAGCUCAACACAACACUUACCAUACUCUGAGGUUGUGACUAGUGCUCCUGGUACCAUGAGCCGACCUAGAGGAGGAGUUCAGUGGGUACCAACGUAUAGACCUGAAAUGUAUCAAUACAGCUUACCAAGACCAGCUUACAGGUUUUCUCAGCUGCCUGAAAUGAUAAUGGGCUCUCCCCCACCCCCUGUUCCUCCCAGAACAGGUCCUGUGGCUGUUGCCUCUCUCAGGAGGUCGACAUCUGAUAUUGGCAGUAAGACAAGAAUAUCUGAAGCCAGUGUGACCGAGCAAGCCCAGCAUCAUGAUCCUACAUCUUUUGCUCCAAGUUCAAGAGCCCCAGUGUCUGUGGGUCAAUUGGAUCAGUCAGCUCUGAAUUACUCAGGAAACACGGUGCCAGCCGUUUUUGCCAUCCCAGCAGCAAACCGACCUGGGUUCACAGGCUAUUUUAUCCCAACCCCACCCACAGCCUACAGAAACCAAGCAUGGAUGCCCUACGCUGGGGAGAAUGAAUUACCAGGGCAGUGGGCUGACUCAGUUCCACUCCCAGGCUACAUAGAAGCUUAUCCGCGGCCACGCUACCCACAUAAUUCUCCUUCAAGACUUCACCGCCAAUACAGUCAGCCUGCAAGCAUGCACCCCAGUUUGGAACAGGCUCCCUUACCUUCUACUGCAGCUUCUCAGCAGAGCCUAACAGAAAAUGACCCUUCUGACACUCCUCUCACCAACAUAUCUACAGCUGCUUUAGUGAAGGCAAUAAGAGAGGAGGUUGCAAAACUGGCCAAGAAACAAACAGAUAUGUUUGAGUUUCAGGUGUAACCUCAUUGUGUGCUAUGUUCGUAUCAUGUAACUUGCAGUAGCCAAGGAAGUAAGUCCUUCAGUUUUCGGUUUAAAGCUUGCUGUGACUUGUGCCAAAGUGAUGGCAUGUUUCUUUUUCUGAAAAGUCAACUCUGUUGUUAUGGAAUAGAAUGAAACUGAACAGCGGGACUUGAAGAUACCCAUUCUGUUUGCCAGCUAAGGAGAUGCUGCCAGGUAACUGUUUGUUUAAUAGUGCUAAGUUCAGUUUAUGGUAUGCAACUGUUUGUCACUUAGCUCUUGACUGUGGGCUUUCAUUACUAGAGAUGCUACUAAACAUACAUCUGUGUAAUGGCAAAGUUUAUUAAAGUAUUGGGGCACAGAAUUGGAACUGUCUGAAAUAACGUCUGCAUGUCAAAACUUUCUUUCUUUGAUUAAAGAAAACAAUACAGUAGUACUGGGUAAACUGAAGGCCAUAAAACUAAUACAGUAGUGAUCAGAUUAACAGUCCAUUACAGAACACUUGAUAAGGAGAGCUGAAGCCAGAGAAACAAGCUCAGUCCUUCUCUACUAGAGGCCACAUUCAGACCAAAAGAAUAUGAGGUGAAUAAGUAAGAUAAAUAACUUACCCUGUAAAUAGCCCUAAGUCUCAUCAUCCUAUUCACAGUACAAAAGCCUGAAACAAGAGAAGACUGGGAAGAGAGUUAAUUGUAGUUUUGGUAAUUUGUGGUUACAGUGCUCAUUAAAGCUGCUGUUGUAUGACAGAGGUGUUUUCAAUAUUGAGCCUAUACUAUAUGGUGGGAAAGAAAUUAAGAAAGGAAAGGGGUGCUAAAAGCUUCCAGGACCCUACAAAUGAAAAAUGGUUAUUUGAGUUCACUCUAUAUUGAAGAGUUUUUCAUUCUGAAUGCAUGUGAAGCCGGUAAAUUUGAGAGCCUUGGGUGAGCCUAUCCAACCUGGAAGAACAAAUAUGCCUGCUUUUACAAGGAAACCUCUGUUUCACACAGUGCUUUGUACUCUGUCUUGAACAAUGACAUUUAGUGAAGUGAUGCCAGAAAGUACUAACUGAAGCUGUAAUUGACUUUGGUUACACUGGAACAAUGAAUGUGGCAGCGCUAGACAUCUCAGUCUCUACAGGAAGCUCUGAAUGUAAAGGACCUGCUGAUUACAUGAAAGUGUAAAUAAGUAAACAAGUGUGUGGAUUUAAAAAAAUACUGUUGUUCUGUGAAAAAGGGGUAUUUACUGAACCUAUGAGGACUGUGUACCUUGCAAGAUAAAUGCCAUUACCUGUUAUGCCGCAUAUGAGUCCACCCUCCACAAAAAAAAAAAAAAAGCAAUCCUCAUUGCUGAAUGUGACAGUAAUUCAUCUUUUGCAGUCAUACAAAAUUGUGGAAGAUCAAGAAAAAUACUUCAAGUUCCUUCAGUAAUGAGUUGGGGACUAAAGUUGCUUAUGGGGCUCUGGUGUGUUGGGCAUGUUUGAUGUCAAUUGGAGUUAAAGGUGAUGUCCUUCAUCCCAUUAAUUUAUUCACUUAGCCUCAAUUGCAUAUGCUAUUUUAUUUGAUCCUUGUGUUUUCCUAAUGAGUUUCUUUGGUCUUUAUGGAGGUGAAAAAGGGAGCUUGGUUUAGCUUUGUAGCAUUUGAGAGGACAAGGAAAAAGAGGUCGGAAAGUGGGGAGGGUGAUACUGCUGAAGCACAAACUUUUAAAGCAGAGCUAUUUUUUCAAAAAAAUAUUAAUAAUAAAGCCCAUUCCAGCUAUCCUGGAAUACAGAUGUGUCUCUUACUCAAGACCUUAAAUAUUGCAAAACCUUUUGGAAUGCUUGUUGCUCUUUAAACAAAUGUGAAAUUUCAUUUUUGUUAUUUUAAAAAAAAUCAGAUAUAAAUAAAAUGUAUUUUUGUAAUCUCUGUGUAAAUAUAUGCUGUAUAUUUAUAAAAGUGACCAAUCUGCUGCAGACAGGAAAUUACCAUUAAACGGAUUGCAAAACUAGAAAAAAGUUAGUAACUUUAUGGAUGGAUAUUAGCAUUUGAGUCUUGGACUACACAAAUAGGCAGCUGGGUAACUCAAAUGAAUAAAGAACCAAAGAAACUCAGCCUCUCAUAACUAUGAGUCGAUACACUGCUGUCUCAGUUUCCUGUCAGCCAAUUAAUACAAUCUCAUUUGUGUAACACAAGGCAUCCAAAUGUCUUUUUGUGUUGAAUUGUUGUCUGCCUGAAAAUGUUGCAUUUAAAAAUGAAUGCUUAAAAACAUAGGGUCAACCUCAGCUUGCCAUAUACCUGGGUAGUUCCUGUCAGCUUCAGUGGGAACAGCAUUCACUGGCACUGGAGAGAAGUUGUCUGUUAAGCCUUGUCUACAACAACAGGUUUCAUCAAUACAGUGUAAUUUUUUACAGAAAUGUAGUUAAACUAGUGUUUGACAUGAAGAUGUAUUUUUAUUUUAAAACAUCCAUUGCCUUUUGCAAUGAUUUAAAUUCAUUUUUAAAUCACUCCUUUACUUAACUCAGUGCAGUUUAUUGUGUAGACAAGCCAUUACAUGCAAUUGAAGUAAAAUCUUGGGUACCAGUCUUGCAGAAUUACACACUUGCUUGGCUUUAAGCAAUUGAGUAGUCUCAAUGAAUUCACUAUACAUGGGGUUAAAGUUAAGCAUGUUUCUAAGUCUUGUCAAACUGGACCAUAAAACAUUUAAGAAAUUCCAUAUACACAAGGGCUUUGUGUGUCAUUUUAAACAAAAUGUAGGAUUUUAAUUUCAGUCUUAAAUUCCUUUUAGAGAGACAGCACUAUGAUUCCAGAGUUAAAUCAACUUAUCUUUGCCCCAGAUAGCUGGGGAAGACUUGCUAGAUGUUUCAAGUUUUUUCUGUGUAGUAUUGUAUUUGAAAUGUGCUACCUGUUGAAAAUUCCCCAGUUCAUCACUUUAAAUACCACUGUGAUGUAAUUUAUUCACAGAGGAAUUUUAAUCUCUCCAUUCAUAAUGGCUUUUUAUCUUGUCUGUAACAUGUUUCUCCAGUAUGUUUUUUUUUUAAAGUUCAAAAAUAAGGUAAUAUGAAGACAAAAAGGACAUUCCUGGAAAGAGAAAUCAUGUUGUAAUAUUUAUGCUGUCUGAGCACAAUGCAAUGAUGAAGUAACAAUAUAGUGUACAAAUAAUUUGUAAUAUAAUAAACAUUUUGUAUGGCUACGGCUGCAAUAUAGUUUUUCAACCCAAAUUUCAAAAAAAGAAAGCCUAUCCUAUCUACACAGUUAACACUGAUCUCAUUAUAACUGUGGUGAUGCCAUAUUUUCUGGGAAGGACCUAGCCUGAAAGUGACUUCUAACAUCUGCAUUCAAAACUUCUAACAUUCUGUAACAGUUAUAUGUUAACAUGAAAAUGCCAUUUUAGCUUUCUUUUCUGUACAGAAAAUUCUGAUGUACUGAUCAAUGUCCUGUCUUUAGAUUUAUGAAUCAUUAGUACAGUAAGCUGCAAAUGAAAACAAUCACUCAGUAAUAGGUGUCUUUAAUAUAUGUGCUUUGCUGUAAUUAAGCAUAGUAGAACAGUAAUUCUAAAGGUAUAAGAGGGCAGUAUUUGAAACAUAGCUUCUUUUUCCCUAGAUAAACUAAUUAUCUAGAUUUGGGAGAGGUAUUAGUAGUGAGAGUAGAAACAAUAACUGGUGUUUCUUUUUUAUCAUUUUGUGGGAGCACCAUAAAAGUGCAUGGCAUUCAUAUAUCCUCUGCAGAGAUGGGAAUAUACUGUAACCUAAGCAAUUAUCAUUCCUUAUUCAGAAUCACUGUGCAAAGGUGAAAAAGAGAAGUGUAGUGUGGUAUGGAGAAAGGCAAAUGUGAGGAAGAGCUCUAAACUAAGUUAACAGAAAGAACAGAAGUAGAUUUACUGACAAAUAAAAUAAGCCCUGACCCUUGGUUUUGGGGGCAAGGAGAUUAUUCUGCUGGUUUUUAUUUGAGAUGUUAAGAUGUUUGAUUAUUUAGAAUGUAUGUAUGUAAAUCUCUGUGUGUUUAUAUAUUUUUGGCACAGAAAUGUAAAUGUAUGAUCUAAAUAAGUGCAUAUCAUAGAUGUCUGCUGUUCCCAGAAACGUAUGGGCACCUGAAAUCAGUAAUGAUAAUGCAGAUUAACACAAACUCAUUUUGUGUUGCUGACUUUAUGCAUCCUUGCCACAUGCAAGUAGCUUGAGUGCUACAUCUGAUGAUGAUUCAGUUGAUUAAAGGCCUGACCUCA
This is a messenger RNA of Gavialis gangeticus (Gharial), 11181 nucleotides long. RefSeq names its product KIAA1549 like. The record is from RefSeq and is a predicted model, not a curated record. NCBI's taxonomy places the organism in Eukaryota, Metazoa, Chordata, Crocodylia, Gavialidae. Bases 1 to 7014 code for a protein of 2337 amino acids. The transcript is spliced from 24 exons.